GACAAACAUGUCUAACUUCGCGAAACAGUAUUUCAUAAAAGUCGCAGGUCUCCACCUGGGUACGACUUUUUUGGAAGACAACUGGGACAAAGACAUCAUAGGAAUGCAGGACCUGCAAAGCUUUCUAGAGAUGGAAAACGUCCUCACACUAUACGGGGUGAUCCAGACAAUCGACGAUAACAAGCGGUUGAAAUUUUUCCGAACUAUCACCAACCAGGACUCCGAAAUGACGGUGGUAUUUAGUAAAUACAGGCCUUGCAUCCCAUCAGACGACAAUUUGCUGCUGAACAUCCAAACGACAUCGUUUUCUGGUUCUCCAGCGCUAGCUUUAUACCAAAGCUUGAACAGCGUCUACACCCCUUUUCUGAAACAAAAACAAAAUUCCAACCUUCAUCGUCAAAUAGCAAAUUUGCAAAAUGAUCUGCGCUCAGAAAUAUUCUCAGAUGUUUCGGAUAUCGGAGUAAUCCAACCAUCCACUGAUUUUUCUUCAUUGUCAGUUGUGAACUCCCUUGAGCAUGAAGUUUCUUACUGGAAUACCGUCACACCAACUUCAAAAAGAGACAAAUUGACAAAAGCAGCACGCACUUUUUUCAAAGACUGUUUAUCUUCAAUAGCUGGUGAUUUUAGCAUAAUAGAUGCUCUUUCUAUCAACGAUGUGGAAGACUUACUAGAAAAGAGCCACAAUGUCUUGGACGAUUUAUGGAGACAUGAACCUCCUUUUCCCAAAGACAGAAUCAAACAUCUCAUGGAUAUUAUUGGUUCAGAUGUGUGGAAAUUCAGUUCAAACCAGCUGAAAAAACAUGACCUGUGGAACAGCGAGUUCUUGGAAAUAGCUGACGCUCUUCUCCAGCAGAUCUCCGUUGGCCAGAAAUGGCUGACCAGCUGUAAACAACUGACAGAAAUUUUCUGGCCAAAUUACCCCUCUCAUCCAUGGAAAGAAACUGUUUAUCAGCCGGACGAAUUAGUUCGAACGGUCUCUCUCCUCCAAAAGAUUUUGAACAUCAGAACACUUCACAAACAACUGGUGAGACUUUUGACACCACAAGAGCAAGUCGAACUGAACACUAAGGAUAUGUUUCAGUGUUUUCAAGAUGUAGACAUAUUUCUCCAGGGACAAGAUCUGUCAAACCCUCUGAGCAAAGCUGAGAAACAGUUUGAAUAUCUCAUUCAGCCAGCUGAGCGAAGAGUCGCUAUCAAAUUGAAGAAACAGCUUGCUACUGUCAACGCCAAUACAAGACAACUCAUCUACGAGUAUUCUCGUUACUCCGAAUUGAUCAGCAGGCCUGUUCUCAGAUCGGAACUUCUUCUGGAACGCCAGUUCCUCAUGGUGUCCCUCUACGAUUACGUCAAACAGAUCCAAUCGCAAGCUGCCUCAGAAAACCCGGUCGUCAGCACUCGAUACGAUACUCCAGAAGUAGUCAAAGAAAUAACAGUGAUCAGACAGCUGGAGGGGAGAGCGAACGAGAUUCUGAAGGUGGCUCAGAAAUUGCUGGGAGAUUUACAAGGCUACCAAGAUCUCAACCAAGUGGUCACUGAGCUGGCUAAGGACUUGAAACAGCAGCACAAUGAACUCUUUGAGGCGUGGAGUUCGGAAAUCAUCGGGUCUAUCAGCGACAAUAGUCUUAGUUUGAAGGAGUCAGAUCCAGUUGUACAGUUCUCCAAACAGAAGUUGAUGCACGUCAACUAUUCCCCAAGGCUAGUGAUUCUGACAUCGGAGGUGAGACAGUUGAAAGCCAUGGGAUAUCACAUUCCUAGCCUCAUAGAAGAAACGAGCGAGCAUGCCAAGAAAUUCAUGAAGUUCGCCAGAACACUUGAACAAAUCGCGAACUUCCACAACACCAUUGGAGAUAGGAUGAUUCCUUCCCAAAAACCCAUGAUGCUAGCCAGUGCUUUGGAACUGUCAAAGUUAGUUCAAGAACAGGAAGUUGUUUCUUGGGGGGAAGAAAAAUCGGUGGCAAAGUACGUGGAAACGCUGAAAACGGCUGUGGAGAAACUGUCGAAAGAAAACAAUUUGUUGACGAUGUAUCAUCGACAAAUCUUGGAAAAGAUAAACGACCUAAAGCAGUUCGACUUGAUCAAAGACUACAGUAAGUGGAGAGAAACGGGGAAAAAUAUCAGAACAAUCAUGACACAAGUCGAAGACAAAGGGUUCAGAAAUAUGCAAAGCUGGAAAAGCGAUCUGGAUAAGAAGCUGAGUGAAGUUCUGGAAAAACAGUUCCUGGAAAGUCUAGAUACUCUCCAUCUGUAUCUCCCAGAAAUCCACAUAGAUCUAAUUUAUAGAAACUCUAAGCUGGAGUAUUUUCCCAAUGAGGACAGUCUAAAGAAAACUUACGAGCAACAGUUGAAGAAAUUUUUGGAUAUUCCCAGAAACUUCAGAGCUAUUUCUGAAGUUCCAGACACUAGUUUGUUUCAAGGAAUACUCAGCAGAAACGAAAAUGCUUUGAAAACUGUUUCUAAACAUACAGACGAGCUUUUUGAGCAGCUCAAAGGUGUAAUCAAUCACUGGCAGUCUUGGCUACAGCUGGAUCCUUUGGAUACAACCAAGCUCACCAGCUGGCAACACUGGGAUCUGCAUUUCAGAGCAUCCAAAACAUUUGGGCAAGAAAUUGCUAAACUACCAAGUACCGAAGAAAGAGUGGGAUGCUUUCUCAUCGGUCUCUCCAGGUUGAGGUCAGACCUCGAAUCUCAUAACAGAAGUUACUGGGAUCAACUGGUGUACUCUUUGAAGGACUCUAUAGCUCAGGACGUGGUGAAGCUACAGAACUACGUCGACCACUCCACUGCAGCGCUUACUAGACAACCUGUGACUGUAGAUGAAGUCGGAGAAUCUGGAAUCGUCCACAAUAACAUCAUGAAAGAAGCUCCCGAGAUGCUGGAGGUCUUCAAGGAAAUGUCUAAAAAGUCGCAGAUUCUGUCCAGCUGGUCCAGAGAACAAGUAAGCUCUGUUGGUAGGUUGAAAGGAGCCUGGGACAGGUUACAGAGCUUACUGGAUAACCAUCAACAUAUCAUGGCUAAACAGAUGGAAACUAUAAAAACGACGCUGAACAUCGAUAGAGAAAACCUGGAGAAGGAGAUAGAGAGAUUUCAAGCCAAGUGGGAGGAGGUUAACCCAAGACCUCACUCCGGGGACUUGCUGGAUAAUACUAUGAAGGAGCUUCUUAAGCAUUCGAGAAAUAUUAAAGAGAAAAGAAGCGAAUGGGUUGAAAUACAGUCGAAACAGGAGAAACUGAUGGAAAAUUUCAAGAAAUUCAGUUUGGAGAAACCAGAAUUAUUGUUGGUGAAAGACAUCGAAGACAGUUUGAAGAAAGAAGAAGAAUCUUGGGCCAUUUUUGAAGAAUUUAGCUCAGAGUUUGACGAGCUCAUAAAUGAGCCAUGGAUAGUAUUCAGAAAGAAAAUUUACAAACUUGAAGAUUUUUUGAAAAAGUGGCAGGAAAAGCUGGAAACUACAGAGAAUACCCAAUUGGUCACUCGACUCCUGCAGGAAAUACAUAGAUACGAGUGUGUUGCCCCGUCCUUGAAAUAUGUAAAAGGGGAAGAUUUCUCAGAAAAGCAUUGGAUAGACGUUUUCAAUCUUCUCGGUAUGGACAUCAAACCUGUAGACCAGCUCAUAUUGAACGAUUUUUUGGAAGCCUGUGAUGAUAUUCAGAAUUCAUUGAAAGAUUUACAAGUGAUAGCCAAAAAAGCAGCCAGUGAAAUCGUUGUAAAGCAAGCACUCGCAGAGCUUGACCAAUGGGAUGUCCUUUGCAGAUUCGUAGUUAGUGGUCAUAAGGAUUCCAGGGACAAGAACAUGUUUCUUAUCAAAGAUUUCAAAGAAAUUCUCAAUAAGAUUGGAGACAACCAAAGCUUGCUGCAGUCAUUGAAAAACUCCACAGAUUACGAUUCUUUCGUUGAAAAAGUAACCAUCUGGGAGAACAAGUUUGCAGAUUUGGACUACUUUCUUUCAUCUUUGGCUCAAAUUCAACGAAAAUGGUUGUAUCUCGAGCCAAUAUUUGUCAGCGGAACAUUGGCUCAAGAAAAAAGUAGAUUCGAAAGGAUAGAUAGAGAUUUUCGACACAUUCUGACCUUCAUCGAGAAAGAUCUGCGAGUUGCAGCCCUAUGUCGAUAUCCAAACCUGAGAUCACUUUUGGAAACUAUCAUGGAUCAGUUAUCCAGGUGUCAGAUUAGUUUGGAUAGCUUUCUGAAGGAAAAACGAGAAAAGUUUCCGAGGUUUCUCUUUCUCAGCGACGAUGAUCUGUUGGAAGUUGUUGGGCAGUCUUCCAAAGAGCACGUAAUUCAGAGUCAUUUGAAAAAGAUAUUCAUGGGAAUCGCAACAGUCCAAUUGUCAUCCACUGGACAAGAAAUUGCUGCCAUGUGUUCGUCCCAAGGAGAAACAGUUUUCCUCUCGAAUCCAGUGAAUAUCCAAAAGCCAGUUGAGGAAUGGUUGAAUGAACUGGUAAAACAAAUGCAGAUAACCCUCAAAGAAUUACUAGUGAAUUGCCAGAAAGAAAAAACCGCCCCAGAUCCGCUUUUAUACCCUUCCCAGGUCCUGUGUCUCUCAGAUAGUAUCACUUUCACUGCCAAAUGUGAACAGGCAAUAUCCAGCAUGACUGUUCCACCAUUGCUCGCGAAAUACAAGACACAACUCGAGCAUUACAGCUCUCUAGAGCUAAAUAGUGGCACUAAUACUGCAGACGGAGAUAUCCUCUUGGAAUUGAAGCUGAAAGCACUUCUGUUGGAUACAAUUCAUCAUAUAUCAGUUCUAGAAGAGCUUAUGACCAAUAACAUUACUAAAGUUUCAGACUGGAUUUGGCAAAAACAAUUGAGGUAUUAUGCUAAUUCUGUUGGAGAAGUUACGGUUAAGAUGGCUAAUGCGAGGGUCGAGUACUCAUAUGAGUAUUUGGGCAAUGCUCCCAAACUAGUAAGAACUCCGCUAACCGACAGAUGUUUCCUCACACUAAUGCAGGGGAUUCAUUUGGGAAUGGGUGGCAAUCCAUACGGACCUGCAGGAACUGGAAAAACCGAAUCAGUAAAGGCCCUAGGAGGUCUCUUAGGGAGACAGGUUCUAGUGUUCAACUGUGAUGAGGGCAUAGACGCUGCAUCAAUGGGACGAAUCUUAACAGGUUUGGUCAAGACCGGAGCUUGGGGAUGUUUUGACGAAUUCAAUAGACUAGAUGAAGCCACUUUAUCAGCAAUUUCCAUGCUGAUACAUGUCAUUCAGGUCGCCAUCCGAACAAACAAGAAUAGUGUUCAACUUUUGGAUCAGGAGGUUACCGUCAAUAAACACUGCGGAAUUUUCGUUACGCUGAAUCCUGCUGGUGGGGGAUACGGUGGCAGAAACAAGUUACCUGAUAAUCUGAAGCAACUGUUCCGACCCGUUGUUAUGACACAUCCCGACAAUGAGGAAAUAGCUAGGGCCUUGCUUCAUUGUGACGGUUAUAGGAACGCCAAUCUGAUAGCAAGGAAGCUUGUUGAAGUUUUCGAUAUAUCUAGUAAACUCUUGAGCAAGCAACAACACUACGACUGGGGUCUGCGAUCAAUCAGAACGGUUCUGAGCGGCUGUGGCAGAGCAAUGAAAAAAUUUAAAGCUCAAAACACUGAUAUAGAUAAUAGUUUGAAUCCAGAAAUGGCUAUGACGAUUCAAGUUCUUAAAAUUGACACUCUAUCCAAACUUUCAUUCUCGGAUAGCACAAAAUUCGCCUCCAUUAUUCAAGAUGUGUUUAGAGAAGUGCAUAUUGAUAUUUCAAAGGAUGAUAUAAUGAGAAAGUGUAUCGAAGAGAGUUUUGAGGAAAUGGGACUGGAGAAAAAUGAAAGACAGAUUAACAAAUGUAUGGAAUUUUAUGAACAACUACAACAAAGAAUGGGCGUAGCUAUUGUGGGACCACCGAGUUCAGGGAAAACUACCAUAAGGCAGUUGAUUAAUCGAAGUUUAUGCAAGUUAGGAAAAUCGAUAAAAUCAUAUUGUGUAAACCCCAAAAGCAUGUCACGGUCCCAGCUAUUGGGUAAGAUGGAUCUAGACACGAGCCAAUGGAACGAUGGCGUUUUGACAACGUUCAGUCUACAGGUAGCAUCUGAAAGUGCAGAUAUAUGGUCUUGGAUAAUAUGCGAUGGAGACAUCGAUCCGGAAUGGGUAGAGUCUUUGAACUCCGUGCUGGACGACAAUCGAUUGCUAUCGCUGCCUUCAGGUUGGCGUAUUCAAUUCGGACCAAACGUCAACUUCAUUUUCGAAACCCACGAUCUAAGCAGUGCCUCUCCGGCCACAAUUUCCAGGAUGGGAAUCAUAUUUUUGAGUGAAGAAGAUCUGGAGCUAGAAAAUUACGUAACUGGUUUUGUGAAUCAGCUAUCUGAAGAACAAAAACCAGUUUUAGAACCACUCAUAAGCGAUCAUUUCUUGAGAGCUGUGAACUGGAUUGUGAGAGAUGGAGAUAUCAACAUCCCUUGCUCUCGAUUAGCCAUUGCCAAAACAGGACUAACGCAGCUGGCAGAUGUCAGAAGCAAGGCGCAUUUCUCUGUGGCGCUCAUCAACGGACUAGGACAGCAGUUACAGGACGAUUUCAAGGAACUUUUUGCCCAACAGGUUUACGAGUGGACAGGAGAUUGUGCUCCACCUCUGAUUCUCAAACCUAGAUACAACAGAGAGAGGGAUGUUAUCGAUUCGUAUUAUACAAACCCGAAUAUCAGCAUUGAAAAUUCAAGUCCUGACACGCUGUUGAUAGAAACAGGUCAAAUAUCCCAGUAUCUGGAUACUCUCAGAGUCUGGCUUGGAGAAAAGAACAACAAAAACUUUUUAAUUGUCGGUCCCCAUGGGUCAGCAAAAACAUUGAUCUUGAAAAGUUUGGUUCUCGAGGGAACUGACGUGGAACUAGUUAUUCUACACUGCAGUGGAAACUUAUUGCCCGAAUUUGUUGUAACCAAAUUAUCGGAGCACUGCCUCUCGGUGAACACUCACAGAGGAAAAGUUCUGAAACCUAAAAAAGGCAAUCUGGUACUUCAUUUCAAAAACCUUCACCUCUUGAAGCCGGACAAGUGGGGUACGAAUAUCCUCAUCGAAUUUUUAAGUCAGUUGAUCGUAUACAGGGGAUUCUUUGAUGCCAAUGUGGAGUUCGUGGGAAUCGAAAAUGUCACUAUAACGGGAUCUUUAGCCGCCAGAAAUAAUUUGUCGAAGAGGUUCACGUCGAUUAUGCGUAUUUUCAACGUCAGUUUGCCAGAGGCAGAAGAUUUUCCUGUCAUAGUAAGUGCCUAUUUGACAGCCAUACUGAAAAAUCGCUUUUCCAGUCAAAAUUUACCGAGAGCGAAAAUUAUCAAGAUUUCAGUCUCUAUGAUUUCUGUGUAUGACAAGAUUCGUAAUAAUUUCACAGCCAUACAAAACAAGCACUACAUAUACAGUCCUCACGAUGUAACCAACUGGUGUAAGGCUAUUUUACGUUACAAAAACUCUGAGGAUAAGGAUCCUGAAUCAUUCCUACAGGAGAUUGUUAAAUACGAGGCAUCAAACAUUUUCGGAAAUAGGCUGGUAAAUGAAGGCGACAAAGAGAUUUUGUACAGGUUGGUGAAUGACACUCUUCAAAACCAUUGGGGUGCGAAUUUUUCAGCUAGUUCCACCAAGAAAUACUAUGUGCCUAUUGAAAACCGAUCCGGCAACUUGAGAAACUCCGAACUGAUAGGACUAACGAAAGAGGAAUGGAGAUCAAUGGUACAAUCUGGAAUUACUCAGUGCGAACGGGAUGGCCAGUCACUGGAUCUGAUAAUCAACGAUGAGCUUCUGGACUUGACAGCAAGUAUCUUGAAAACAGUUAGCUGUCCAGGAGGAAACGUGUUACUAGUGGGAAAAUCGGGGGUAGGUCGACGAAGCGCUUUGAAAAUUGCCUCAGCUUUGCAGUCGUCUAAAGUUUUAGCACCUUCUAGCGAGAAACAACCUCAACUCAAUAAUGACUUGAAAGUGGCCAUGCAAUACGCUGGAGUGGAGGGAGAAGAGAUCUACCUCCAGAUUGAAGAUUACAUUUUGAACAAAGAGUCUAACCUGAACAUUUUCAAUCUGCUGCUGUCGUCAGGCGAGGUUCCUGGGUUGUAUACUCCAGUGGAGUUGGAGUCACUUGUGAAAGCUUUGAAAGAAGAAUCUGACAGAGAAAACUUCGACGGGAGUUUGAUUCAGUUUUUCCACGAACGAGUGAAGCAACAUCUUCACGUGGUAGCCUGUCUGGAUGUAGACAACGAAAAUCUGUGGAACAUUUUCCAAAACUGUCCCGCUCUUCUGCAAGAGAGUUCUGUUGUCUGGAAAUCAGAUUGGAGCAGCGAUACGAUAGAGAAAAUACCUAGGAUCCUUUUGGAAAAGAAUUGUCCAACACAAGAGAAAAAUGAUUCAAAGUUUCAAUGCACUGAAGAAUUUUCGUCCAUAUAUCGUACUAUGAAAGGCCACAAUUCCACCCCAUCGAGGUACAUAGCCAUGAUCAAACUAUACGAAAACAUUUAUGAUGAAAAACUUACUCGAAUCAAAGCCAGAAUUCAAAAACUAGAGGCUGGUGUGGCAAAACUAACAGAGGCGGAAUCCUUGGUGAAGGGCUUGAAAGAAAAAGCAGCAGAGAAGCAGACAAUGCUGGAAGAGAAGAGAUCAAAAGCAAACUUGGCCUUGGACAUGAUAAGCAACACAAUGAAGAAUGCCAAUUCACACAAAGAAGAAAUGGAGAGUUUGAAGAGCAAGACACAGGAAGAAAAUGUCCAGCUUAUGAAACGGAAAAAGGAAAUAGAAGCAGAGCUCUCAGAAGUAGAACCGUUGAUCGAGGAAGCCAGAUCAGCAGUAGGCAACAUCAAAUCGGAGUCUUUGUCAGAAAUACGGUCGCUCAGAGCUCCUCCAGAGAUCAUCAGGGAUAUACUGGAAGGGGUUUUGAGACUCAUGGGCAUACAAGACACAUCAUGGAACAGCAUGAAGACUUUCCUUGCCAAAAGAGGGAUAAAGGAAGAGAUAAGGUCAUUUGACGCAAGCAGGAUCGUUAGAGAAAACCGCCAAGCAGUGGAACGUCUGAUGUCAAACAAGAGCGAUUCCUUCGACGCCAAAGCCGCGAGGAGAGCUUCUGUAGCUGCAGCUCCUUUGGCUGCUUGGGUCGCAGCAAAUGUCAAAUACUCCUACGUCAUGGACAAAAUCCUACCCUUGGAGAAGGAGCAGAAUAAGUUGAAGCAAAACCUGUCCAAUGCGGAGGCUCAACUGGGAGAACUCAGCGCAGGACUUCUAGAUGUUGAUGCUACUGUAGCCAAGUUGAAACAGCAGCUUUCGGCGUUCACUAAGGAAGCAGCUGAAAUCGAAAUUGACUUGAACAAGGCACAAGCUACUCUUGGGGCAGCGGAAGGAUUGGUAUCUAAGUUAGGUGAUGAAUACGACAGAUGGCAGAAGCAGUUGCAAGAAUUAUCUGAACAAGUGGAACAACUACCAAAAGAGUGUCUGCUUGCAUCUGCGUUUAUGACGUAUCUGUCCAGUGAAGCUGAAGACAAAAGAAACGUAAAAUCGACAUUGAGCUAUUUUUCUCUACGGAAAGAGAAAGAAUGCAGUGGAGAAGUGAAGGUCUAUCUGCAGACGAAAUGUCCAUACAGAAUGCUGUUAUAAUUCUGAAGGCCGAUAUGGUUCCUUUGUUAAUUGACCCUACUUCAUCAGCUACCUCUUGGAUGAAACGACACUUAAGACACAAAAACGUGGAAUGUACUACUCAAAACUCCCCAAAAUUCAAAGGAAUGCUCGAACUGGCAGUAAGAUUUGGAAAAACUUUCAUUAUCGAAGAAAUAGACACAAUUUGCCCUACGUUGUUCCAGAUUUUGAGGAAAGAAUUCAUCAAUCAAGGUGAAAGACGACUGAUCAAGCUCAAUGGUAAGUUGAUAGACUACCACAUCGACUUCAAACUCAUCAUGUGUAGUAGAGACCAGCACUUGAAGCUACCUCCGGAUAUUUCACCUCUUGUGAAUCUCAUGAAUUUCACUGUCACCCAUUCCGGAUUGACAGAACAACUUCUUUCUGGUGCUGUCAGCCAGGAAAAUCCCGAGUUGGAGACCAAGAAGCAACAGUUGCUGAAAGAUAGAGAGGAGAUGGAAGAAAAGCUGAGCCAGCUGCAGAAUGAACUACUGGAAGCUUUAGUUGAUUGCAAAGGAGACAUACUCCAAGAUUCGAAACUCCUGGAGUCCUUGAACGAGACUAAAGCCAGCUCGGAAGCUAUAGCGAAGGCUUUGAAAGAGUCCAGUGAAGUACAAUCGAAACUGCAAUCGGAAUACGACAUGUAUAGAGAUAUUUCCUACUUUGGAAGCUCACUGUAUUUUGCUUGCAACGAUUUUGGGAAAUGCGACGUUAUUUACCUUAUCUCCGUUACUGCUUUCGCGGAAUUGUUCUUGAAAUCGCUGCGGACUUUUCAGGGCAUUGAAAGCAACUUAGAUUUGCAGAAGAAGCAUUUGCUUCAUACUGUAUACAGCUAUAUGAGCAGAGGAAUCUUCAAAUACGACAGACUCAAGUUCUUACUGCACGUGGUUCAUAAAAUUUACCCGAAUGAGAUACCAGGAGCAGAAUGGCAGGUAUUUUUAGGCAACACGAUUUCAAAUAAAAAUAUCCCUGAUGAGUUGCCUCCGUGGGUACCGAAACACUGUGUUAAUGGGGUACAAAACAUACAGUCAGCACUGCCGGAAUUCUUUAAAAGCCUUAAACUGGAAGAGUUCAACAUGUGGAAAAACUUCAUGAAUUCCAGUAUUUGUGAAACGGAAAUACCGACACAUUGUAAGCUAUCUAAUUUUCAGAAGGUGCUUGUAAUACAAGCACUGCGUUCGGAUAGAUUGUACUCCACGAUGAUACAAUGUGUUUUACACAUAACAGGGUUGAAAUCUAUUGACCCAUCUAUUUUGGAUUUAUCUCUGGUAUACAAAGAAUCGACCAGCGACGUUCCCAUUCUGAUCCUCGCAGUCUCAGGAACUGAUCCAACCACAGAAGUCAGAGAUUUAGCCAAAGCUUGUCUACAACAAUACACCGAGGUGGCGAUGGGUGAAGGCCAGGAAACGAAAGCUUUGUCAGCGCUGAAGAAGUGUUCAGAUUCGGGUACUUGGUUGAUCCUGAAAAACUUGCACCUAGUCACGUAUUGGUUGCCUGUUUUAACUCAGAACCUCAAAAGUGCUGGUGCCAACUCUAAAUUCCGGCUGUGGUUGAUUUCGGAGCCUUCCUCAAACUUCAACUUUGUCUUGGCGCAAAACAGCCUGAAGGUAGUUUACGAAACGUCGCAAGGGAUCAAAAGUAACCUCUUGCGGAGCUACAGCACCUUCGGCAGCGAGUACGUAGAAAAACUGAAUCAGAACUCUGCUAGGGUUCUCUUUGUGUUGGCAUGUCUCCACGCACUGCUUCAAGAACGUAGAAAAUACAUCCCCCAAGGUUGGUCGAAAUACUACGACUUCAGCGAUACCGAUCUCUCUACCAGCGUGAAGCUGAUUGAGGAUUUGUGGCACAAUCAGGGGGCGCAGAUUCAGUGGAAUUUCGUCCGCGGUUUAACAUCAGACGCUGUUUACGGUGGUAGGAUCGAGAACCUAGACGACAUGGAGAUUGUGAGAUCGUACGCGGAGAAGUACUUCGCUGAUGAGGUUCUCAGCCACAAAUGGAAACCUUUUGGACUUGAAGUGACCUUGCCGAGUGCAGCACAGUUUGAGGAAUAUGUUAAGGGAAUAAAGCAGCUACCAAAUAUAGACGCACCCUCAGCUUUUGGACUUGCUCAAAAUAUUGGGAGAGCUUGGGAAAAACAGACUUCAUCGAAACUGAUAUCUGAACUCAAAAAUUUCUACUUGUCCAAAAACAUUUCGAACGCCUUCAACCAAGACGUUUUCCAAAAAGGUCUCGCGCCCUUUAUGAACGUUUGGAAAAAACUGAAUCAAGGUCACGACUUCAUCAGGAUGACGAGCGAGAGGAAAGUUGAAAGCAGCUCUGUAGUGGAAACCUUCAUAAAUGAAGAAUUCGACAAUGCUCUUUUACUUCUUCAGAUGAUACACAAAUGUUUCGGGACUCUCAAGAAAAUUUAUAAGGGUGUUGUGGUUCCCGAUGGCCAGGAUCUGGAAAUUGGUAACUCUCUUUUGAACUACGAGACUCCGAAGCUAUGGCUGACUUUUUGGAACGGGCCUAAGGAGCCGAUACAGUACUUACGCAACGCCAUGAAUAAAAUUAUCGGUUUAUCUAAAUGGAAGAACGAAAAAGUCAAAGAACUGCUCCAGAAGCCCUUUAGUCUAUCUACUCUGUUCCACCCUGAUGCUUUUCUGGCCUCUCAUAAGCAGGAUUUUUCUCGGUCAGGAAAAGUGCCUAUGGAUGAACUAUUGCUUCGAACCAGUUGGAGAUCCAAACACGAUUCGGUAAUUUUAACGGAUUUGCUCGUUGAAGGGGGUAUUUUUGAAAACGGGGCU
Messenger RNA from Leptinotarsa decemlineata (Colorado potato beetle), 12375 nucleotides. It is a transcript of the gene btv, whose product is annotated as dynein cytoplasmic heavy chain beethoven. Lineage: Eukaryota; Metazoa; Arthropoda; Insecta; Coleoptera; Chrysomelidae. Gene Ontology annotation, cellular component: dynein complex. Gene Ontology annotation, biological process: microtubule-based movement. Gene Ontology annotation, molecular function: ATP binding; minus-end-directed microtubule motor activity; ATP hydrolysis activity. The record is from RefSeq and is a predicted model, not a curated record.